CGGCCAAUCGGCCGGGCACCAACUAGUAUGGAUAAAAGUUAGGUGUGGUUUGAAGUUAUGUCAAUAGGAAAAGAUCGGCCAUAAGCCCAUUACCUUCGAGGCCGAAAACCUAAAACAGCUCAUUUGCUAUUGGGCUAACUUUGCUAAGAAUGAAAUGGGCGAGGGGAGCCCGUAGGCCCUAAUCAACCCCGAAAGACAGAUCUUCACCCGCUUAACUAAUUCCUUCCAAAAAAGGGAAAAAUCAAAAAACUAAUUCCUUCCCUGCAACCUUCUUCCUUUCAUCGUAUACUUCGAUUACAUCGACCUCCUCCGUCAGGGAAAACUGCCGUUGAUCAUUGCCAUCCUCCUCCACCGCCACCGGAGGUUCUUCUCAAUUCGUUCCUGUUCCCUCCUUCGGCGGAUCAGAGAAAGCUCUCAAACAGGUACUGUCUACAGCUCCAUCAAUGGUGGAGUUGCUAUACCUGUUUCUUUUCAACGAAAUUUAGGUCUUAAUGCGCUUGCAAUUCGCUGAGUAUUGCGACUAAUCUGAGCGGUGGAGGCAAAUUGGUUUUUUCUGUUGCUUUAUAUCUUUGAUUAGAGUGAUUAUUUGUUCCUUAUAGGCUCAGUUCCUGUAGAGAAUCCAUGCAAAUUCUCCUGAUUUGGCUUUGUUGCAGAUUUAGAUGUGACCCAAUUUCGCAAUUAGUAUAUUUGCAUGGCAUAAUUGGAUUGCGCCAGGGAAUUACUAGAAAAGUUUAUGGCUUUCAUUUGUUACUACUUUUGAGUUUCAUUUCUAGGGUUAGCUCAUCUGAAGUGCCUUCGCUUCUCUUCUGCAGAUGCUGUCCGUUAAGCGCCUUUAACCCUUUUGGGUGAUGAUCAAAACCUGACGUUCGAGAACUCUGAUGGUGUGUGCUUGUUCUUUUGUUCCUGGUCUGGACCCAAACUCCUCAAGCAACAGUAUAAAGCUUGGGUGGAAUACCUUAAGUUCAUCAGCCACAUAGGUUUUCUCAAUCGUUAUCAGCAAAAUGGCAGACCUUUUCACUCAGACGGCGAGCACGCAGCUGUAUCGGAUGUUUCUGGCCGUUCUCUUCUUCCACACAUCAGAAUUCAUUCUAGCAAUUUCCAUACAUGGGAGAUCAAAGGUUUCGCUGAGCUCACUUCUCAUCAGCAGAGGCUAUCUCGUCGCCAUGGCUUUCUCAGUAUUGGAGUACGCAUUUGAAAUAUGGAUGUUUCCCGACCUGAAAGAACAUUGGGGGAUCAGCAAUUUAGGCCUUGUCAUGGUUCUGAUUGGGGAGAUAAUAAGGAAGCUCGCCAUUAUAACCGCUGGACAAGCGUUUACUCAUCUCAUCAGGACCCGUCAUGAGGAGCAGCACGAGCUGGUUACUCAUGGAGUGUACGGCCUUGUUCGUCACCCUAGUUAUUCAGCUUUCUUGAUCUGGGCAGUGGGUACUCAGGUCAUGCUGUGCAAUCCUGUCUCGACAGUUGGAUUUGCUGCUGUCGUGUGGCGUUUCUUCUCGAAGAGGAUACCAUAUGAGGAGUACUACUUGAGGCGGUUUUUCGGGUCGAAUUAUCUUGAUUAUGCUAAACGGACACCUUCUGGGGUUCCGUUUGUGAAGUGAAGGACCCAUAUGCAGGUUUUUUGUUCAUGUGCUGCACUUUGUGGGUUCCUGAAAUUAGAGCUUACUCAACAAUGGAGUUGUUUUCCUGCGAGUUUGUAUAACAUCAUGGCAGAGCUCAACCAAAUGUUUUUGAGCUGCGUACUAUGUAGGAUAGUUGAAAUUUGCACUAGCUUCUUUUUAGUUCGGUAUAUAGGAAAUGUAAUCUGAAAUGUGUUGCAAUGUGCAUCUGAAAUGUAAUCUACAAUUCUAC
Linum trigynum is the source of this 1845-nucleotide messenger RNA. NCBI's taxonomy places the organism in Eukaryota, Viridiplantae, Streptophyta, Magnoliopsida, Malpighiales, Linaceae. The record is from the annotation of a GenBank genome assembly.